AUGCCUGUCAUGGAUUCUGAUAUACAAGAAAUCGUCACUCGCUUCACGCAGCUAAGCACCAAGACAGCUCGGCAUUCAGCAAUCCAUCAAGUGAUUGACCAGCUAAAUCCUUAUGAAUGGCGAGAUGUCAAGGAGCGCAUCAACGCAAGAUCAUUUCAAAAGGAUAUCCUCGGUGCGCUACCAUUAGAAAUCGCCGUGCAAAUUACUCAGUCUCUCAAUCUGGCUGAAAUGCAUCUUCUCCGACGGGUAUCCAGAAGAUGGCACGAUGUUCUGGGUUCCAAGGCAGCCUGUGACGCAACAUAUCGACAAUAUACUGGGAACAACUUUGACCAUCUCGAUACGGACUUUAUAUCUAAAUUUGCGCGGUAUUCAGAGCAUAGGCUUUGCAUAGAACGUGGAGAUCCACGCAAUCUGUCUCGGAUCGUACUACCCUCUAUAACUGAUGAGGAGCUAUUGACACUCGACUACUCGGAUGGCCAAUUUGCGUGGACAACUGAUUAUGGCACCGCUAUUGUCGUUUACAACCUGAUCACUGGAGGGAAACAGCGGUACUGCACCAAGAAUCGCGAAAGACUCAAGAUGGUCCGUCUUUCGCAAUCUACAGUAGCUGCAAUCACAGUUCAUGGGUACUGCCACGUUUGGAGUACUCUGACAGACGAGGUGCACUACAGCGUCCGUUUACCGAAUACAGAUAUAUCCCAUUUCAGCCUUGCCGGUUCCAGAAUAGCACUAUGCUUUAACACAGCCGGCGAUGACAACGAUUUUGUCAUGCAUUACGAUCUAGAGUCACAAACCUGCCAUAGGUUACCUCGAGAACAAGUAGAGGGCUUACUGUUGAUAGCGCUGCAUCCGGCCAGCCGCUUGACCAUGGUCUCUCUUGGGCUGGUAGAUGCACGGGGGUCUCGCCAACUUUGCGUCACUGACUAUCAACUACAUGCUGACGGGGGUGCUUCGGCAGGUCGCAUCUACAAAGCACCACUUCCUAGUGACCGCCCACUAUAUAAUACACAUGUUGCAAAAGACUUGCAGCUCAGCUACCGGAAUCGCCUGGGCAUUCUCUAUGCUUGGGUCGGAUCAGGGGAAGAAGAAAGGGAGCAACUCAUUUUGCCAGUCUCGUACGAUCCUCAAACAGGCAGCACUUGUGUACACAUUCUACACAGGAAUCAGGUUCCUUCUCCACCGUGCAUGGCCAGCGUCGACAAGGAUAUUCUCUAUUAUGUUGCAAAUGAUGAGGGCAAGCAGAGCAUCCGGAUUUCCAAUGCCGACGCUGCGACGCAUUAUACUUCAAAAAGCAUGGCCCUUGGUUUACCCAGGGAGCCGUCUCCGCGCCUCUUCUCCCAUGGCCACCGCGUGCUAACCGGGGAUUCAAACUUUGUUUCCAUGCUUGAUGCUACCAGUACGCGAGUGUGGCCUUUUCACGCAGACCGUACUCAAUCUCCUUGCGUGGAGGAGCACGAGGUGGGCGCUGGGUAG
Aspergillus calidoustus is the source of this 1473-nucleotide messenger RNA. Lineage: Eukaryota; Fungi; Ascomycota; Eurotiomycetes; Eurotiales; Aspergillaceae. The record is from the annotation of a GenBank genome assembly.